This is a messenger RNA of Striga asiatica, 366 nucleotides long. NCBI's taxonomy places the organism in Eukaryota, Viridiplantae, Streptophyta, Magnoliopsida, Lamiales, Orobanchaceae. The record is from the annotation of a GenBank genome assembly.
AUGCUUGCUUACAUAUCCGUCGAAGUUCUCGUCUUUAAACUUGCUUGCUCAAAUGUGAAAUUGAGUUCGGAGGUCAUCUCACCUCUUGCUAUGCGUACACUGGACGACACAUAUCAAUCUUAUUUGCCGUAUAUUUGUUUGAUAGCUGUGAACUAUGGUUACCGUGGGUGGGCCCCCGAUUAUGCCGAAGCUAUUAAAUGCAUCAAACCCAGCAAAAGGCCUGUGGCUGUUCCAGUUAAGCUUUCUAAGCUUUCCACUGGAGAUUUUAUUUGGGCAUAUAUAUUUGGGUUUCAGUUAUCUAUAAUCCGAGAGCGCUUGUCCUUUUUGUGUUGCAGAAACAUGAACAGCCACUUGGAAAGGCUCGUU